Messenger RNA from Dimorphilus gyrociliatus, 742 nucleotides. The record is from the annotation of a GenBank genome assembly. NCBI's taxonomy places the organism in Eukaryota, Metazoa, Annelida, Polychaeta, Dinophilidae.
CAUGUCAGAUAAUUCAAUACUCGGUCCGCUAGGAAUCACUCCUCACGGAAUAGAUGAUAUCUUAACUGACGAAGGACAACAACAGCUAUUAAACAGUGUUGAUAGUGAUCAAAGGGUAAAACUGGAUAAAAUUGAACGAGUAACAGGUGGUAAUGAUAAGGAUCCUAACGCCAACAAUAAACUUAUAUUACCUACGCAUAACUCUUUUUCUGAUACUUCAAUGGUUGAAACUAAAGAAGAACAAACUAAAAAAAAGAAAACUCGACAUAGGACGACUUUUUCGUCAGGUCAAUUGGAAGAAAUGGAAAGAGCUUUUGAAAAAGCUCCUUAUCCAGAUGCCUUUACUAGGGAAGAUCUUGCCAAUCGAAUUGGAUUAAAUGAAGCUAGAGUUCAAGUCUGGUUUCAAAAUCGCCGUGCCAAGUGGAGAAAGAAGGAGAGCCCAAUGAGGAAAUACUAUUAUACAAGUUCUAUGGCCUCAGUUUAUCCGGGUUAUGUUACCCAUCAAGGACAAUCUACACAAACGUCAUAUUAUCCUCAGCCCAAUCCGGCUACCCUUGGAAGAAUGAGUCAAGGGAGAAAUGACCAAUGGCCAUUUUUAAAUGAUCCUACUCAACGAUGCAAUCCAAUAACUUAUCCUUUAUCGAAUCCCUACGUCCCACAAACGUCUCCAUUCGAUACCCUAAAAAGUAUAACAGAGGACGACCAACCCCCAUAUUUUACUCAGUUUUCAAACAUUUCGUAA